GACCUCACACAGCACUUCCCUCCAUGGAGGAGUGUAAACUGUCCUCUAUGUCCCCUCCUCCCUGUAGAAGAGUGGUGGAUUCCAGCCAGCUGACUAACACCAACAGCCAAUCAGAUUGCAGGUCUGAGUUCAGAACAUUUUUCAGCUCCACUACUUCAGAGAUGAAGGCAGAAUCUGUGAUGGACAGCACGUAUCACACAGGGGUGGAGCCAAGAUCAAGUGUGAACAGAUGUGAAGAAGAGGAGGGCACAGAGAAGACUGGAUGUGGGAUAGAGGAGGAGGAGGAUGGUGGGGAGAGACCGAUUGUGAGGAAGAGGGAUGAACAGGAGGAGGGAGGUGUAACCGUGCAGGGCACUCAGACUGAGAAAUGGGAGAAGAAUGAAGGAAAAUCAGAAGCAAGGCAACAGGAAGGGGAGGAGCUGUCUAUUAUGACCACUUCCUGCCUGCUAAAACAGCCUAGAAUGCUGAUUCGCCCACUUGAAAUGGCAGACAAGUCACUUCCUGUGCCAAGUAAAAGAGUUUCACUUCCUGUGCCAAGUAAAAGAGUUUCACUUCCUGUGCCGAGUAAAAGAGUGCAGAGAGACAGAUCUCCCCGAGGACGGCAUGACCUUUCACCACAGAGGGGGAGCGAGUCACUGAGGCGCAAGGGUCAGGUCGUGACCCGGAAGAGAAAGAACGUUUCCCAGCUGGACAGACCCAUGGAACAGCCACCAUCUUCAUCAGAGAAAGAGAUCUGUGCUGAAGCUCCCUUUAUUUCUCCGGUUGUCUCCCCAAGGAACCAAAUCACAGGGAACCUUGGGGAAGUGAGUGUUCACCAGCACCCUGAGAAGGUUCACCCAGAGGAGCACAGCAGGCCUCUGAACUCUGGAGGAAAUGGAGCAGAGGAGCCACUGCCUCCCAGCAGCACACAUCAGCACCCCAAAACACUCCCCACCCCAACGCAGGCCCACACAGGCACUCCAGGGGCCCACAUAUGCUCCCAGUGUGGGAAAGGAUUCACUACGCCCAGCCUUCUGACACGACACAAGCAAACUCACACAGGGGAACGCCCUUACUGCUGCUCUCAUUGUGGGAAGUGUUUCACGCGUUUGCAUUCUCUGAAUGUACACCAGCGUACUCGUACAGGUGAACGCCCUUACCUCUGUUCCCAGUGUUGCAAGAGUUUUGUUCAGGUAGGUGAUCUCACGAGACACCAGCAAACCCAUUCAGGGGAGCAUCCUUACCACUGCUCCCAGUGUGGGAAGGGUUUCACUUAUUUAGGAAGCCUGAAGAUUCACCAGCGAACUCACACGGGCGAGCGUCCGUAUGAGUGCUCCCAGUGUGGGAAGAGCUUCAGUCAGUUAUCUGGCCUGAAAGUACACCAGCAAUUUCAUACAAAUGAACGUCCGCACAAAUGCUCCCAGUGCGGGAAGAGUUUCUUUCAGUUAGGUGAUCUGACCAGACACCAGCGAACUCAUACAGGGGAGCACCCUUACCACUGCUCCCAGUGCGGGAAGAGCUUCAGUCAGGUCAGUAACCUGAAGAUUCACCAGCGAACUCACACGGGUGAGCGCCCUUACGAAUGCUCCCAGUGUGGGAAGAGUUUCGGUCAUUUGUCUACCUUGAAGAAACACCAGCGUAUUCAUACAGACGAGCGCCCGUAUAAAUGCUCCCAGUGUGGGAAGAGUUUCAUUCAGUUCAGUGACAUGAAGAUACACCAGCGAACUCAUACAGGUGCGAACUUGUACAUCUGCUCCCAGUGUGGGAAGAGUUUCACUCGGUUUGGCAACCUGAUGAUACACCAGCAAACCCAUACAGGUGAGCGGCCAUAUCAAUGUUCUAAGUGUGAGAAGACUUUCAUUCAUAAGUCUGCUCUGAAAGUACACCAGCGUACUCACACAGGGGUUUGCCCCGACUCUGCUCCCAGUGUGAGAACAGUUCCACUCUGUUAGACUAACUCCUGACCCUGCUCCCAGUGUGGGAACAGUUCCACUCUGUUAGACUAACUCCUGACCCUGCUCCCAGUGUGAGAACAGUUCCACUCUGUUAGACUAACUCCUGACCCUGCUCCCAGUGUGGGAACAGUUCCACUCUGUUAGACUAACUCCUGACCCUGCUCCCAGUGUGGAACAGUUCCACUCUGUUAGACUAACUCAGAGUUUGUGAGCUGAGUGUAAGAGGAGCGUGAGCACGAGCGACCGUAAUGUGACUGAAGUGAGGAGCGGGUUUCCAUAAAUGUGGAGCGUCAGCCUGAGCGGUCGCUCCGAUACGCUCCUGAACCGCUCACAUGGAGCAGUCAGCUCUGGCAUGACCGCACGGUCCUCAGUGUCACGUCCAGACUAAGAUGGGAAGCUCCUGAGCGGAGAUGCUUCACUCCUGUUUUCUGAAAAGCCUGAGCUGGGUGUGAUUGGUGCCACUGAGGACAAAGCGUCUUUUCCUCUGCAAAAAUAUUUUACGGUGGGAAUCAAAAAUGGCAACAUGCACAAACAAUCGUCACCCUUAGAUUACUUUUGCAAGUUGACUUAGUCAUAAAUUUUGAUGAGUUUAUAGAAAAACAUUGUAAAUUGUAAUGUUAUGAGCUAAUUUGUUAUACUUUGCCAGGUGCCAGUUAGCUUAAUAGACCAGUCACUGAGCAAGAAUAAAAUGAUGAUUUUGAACAGCUCACUGUUUGCUAAGAGCUAUAAAAUAAUAGGAUUUUGUUGAGAACUGCUGAUUCUUGUGUGAAUAUUUUUGUACAAAAUAAAUGCUCACAUUGAGGAUAUAGUCAGUUGUAAGGACUUCUUUUCCAAAGAGAUAAAGAAAUGAACAUUGAGGAGCAAAACAUCCCUGAGUGCAUCCCAAUACUCGUGAAAAUAUAUCCACUCGUCUCCGAUCCGGGAGUACGGGGGAGAAGAGUCAAUCGGGGGGAACGGAGGACAUAUUUUUUUGAGUAUUGGCACGCUGUGGAGUGGGUGGUCAGCGCAAUCCAGGGGUGAGUAGGCCUUCCUGGUGACCUGCUUCAGGAAGCUGUCCUGAUGUUCUGCUGGCCGCCUCCGCCCAGUCCUGCCCGCAUAUUUCUAUUCCUAUUUUCCAGUACGGAGUCAAUAAGAUCACAAUAAUACAGGGAUGUUCGAACAUUACAGGUCCUAUAAGAGUUCAUCUUUCUUUAAAAGAACGGGUGCUGAUAGACCUUUUUACAAGUGGUGUCAGUACUUAACUCGAAACAAAACAUAUUGUAAAUAACGGUAAAUAACUGCGAAAGCAUGUGUACCGUGUGAGUAGGGCAGGGCUGUGACGUGCUGGCAUCUAGUGUAGACCUACAGAAAGCAUAAUUAGUGGCCGCUAUUGAGUUGAAAAUAGAUUGUGUGAUACACUUACUUUUGAACUGAUCGUGAUCUCAACCUGAUUUAAUUAAUUUCCCUCGAUUAAUGAGUUCCAAUUCACUGACUCCAAUAAUCCAUUGGCAGGUAAGCACACCUCUGCUCACAAGAGUUUCCCAGGUGUACCAUACCUGUAUACACCAGCAAAGCCACUGUAUUUAAACGGCUCGAUAAACACACCGCCCCAACUGUUUAUUUUAAAUAGCCUGGCAACCAAUCAGGAAGGCCGAGAGAGAGAAAACAUUGUAGGUAGACACUUGGACUGCAGCUGUGGAAGGAAAGGCAGGAAAGGCAGUGCACACAGCGCUCUUGAACAGAACGGUGUUCUCUAAUCUGGAUCUGAGCAGUGGAGGGCAGUAAUGUGUUAUAAGGUGUCGACUGCCACAAAUGUAAAGGUGCAAUAGGUAAUCUUGGACUUCUAAUAGUCAAGAGAGGAAUUGCAGCAACAAACGCGCUCAAACCACGACACUGUUUAUCCCUGCCCUUCCACGUCCCCAGAGUACAGAGUGUCGGUCCGUCAACUGUAUAUUUUGAAACCCUAAUUCAAGGACUAUAAACAGACGGGCAUGGUAAACAGUGGGCAUUUAUAUAGCGCCUUUAUCCAAAGCGCUGUACAAUUGAUGCUUCUGAUUCACCCAUUCAUACACACACACUCACACACCAAUGGCGAUUGGCUGCCACGCAAGGCACCAACCCAACCCGACUAUAAACACAGGCAGAGGGUCAACAUGUCAAUGAGCCUUUUUCAAUGAUAGGAAGGGAUUUACAAUGGUCCUGUAACAAUGUUUUACACAAAAAUCUACAACCUAUUGUACCUUUAAAGAAGAAGAUGACAAUGGCCAAGGUACGAUGUGGUGUAUGUAUAAACGUUGUUAAGCAGAGGAGGAAUAUACAAGCAUGUUGCCCCUGUCCUGAUAUUUACAUUCAUUAAUGUCUAAUAAUGGAAUAAACUUCUGCAUUAAGUAUAAAA
Messenger RNA from Conger conger (European conger), 4308 nucleotides. Its product is annotated as zinc finger protein 436-like. Lineage: Eukaryota; Metazoa; Chordata; Actinopteri; Anguilliformes; Congridae. Gene Ontology annotation, cellular component: nucleus. The transcript has 4 exons. Bases 24 to 1931 code for a protein of 635 amino acids. The record is from RefSeq and is a predicted model, not a curated record.